Xyrichtys novacula (pearly razorfish) is the source of this 11020-nucleotide messenger RNA. Lineage: Eukaryota; Metazoa; Chordata; Actinopteri; Labriformes; Labridae. The record is from the annotation of a GenBank genome assembly.
AGGGGCGGGGCUCCGGUGACGUAAAAGGAAGCGUUAACCACGCGUGUUGUGAAUCUGAGGGUUUAACAGUAAGUAUUUGCGGGUGUUUUUCAUCCAACAUAUCUUUAAACUUUUUUUUUCAAAGGAUACUGUUAGCAUGAUGUUAGUGUUAGCUGCUGCGCUACUACAGAGCCUGAGCCACAAAAACACACACACACGUGUUUAUGUGUGUGUCUGUGUGGGAGGUCUGAUACUGUUGUAAUGUGUUAAUUUAACGUUGUUGAUGGCAACAUUGCGGCACAUUUAGGCUAUCUUUGCAUCGGAAUUUCGAUUAAAAUCGGAGGUAACGCUGCUGGAGACGCAAUUUGUAGCAGCGGUAUUCCUUACGGGACAUGACACAGAAUUCCAUUUAGAAAUUUGUCAAUCACGCGCUCCGAAAAGGUCGUACAUUUAAACACUCGUGAUCACCUAAAGUUUUAACUCAGAUUGCAUUGAAAAGAGUCCCUCUACAAUUCGGCUUGAGUUUGAUGUUGCUAGUUUGUACAAUUUGUAUUUUUAACGAGAUCUGAUAAUGGGCUUAUUAAAGUUAGGUUUUCUGCCCAUGUCCUCUGUCUAACACACGAUAACCGUAACGGGUAAAACAUGUGUCUAUAGUAUCUGUUAAUGCAUAUCUAAAACAGACUGUUGCGAUUAUCCGCCUGUAUUGUAUGUGUGGUAAUAACUCAACAGUUAAGAGUAUCAAGUUGAUAAUUUACGUUUAAUUAAAGCUCUGCUCAGUUAUUUUAUAGGUCACCUUUUACAGGUCACAGGGUUUUCUUAAUGGUGUUUGGCUUGAGUCUGACACCCUUCUGAUAAUGAAAACCAGGUUUUAAACAGUUUAUCUAACUGGGAAAUGUGAUGCAGUUUGUGUGCAAACAUAGUAUCUGUCACCUAUGAGUUUAUCCUGUGUGCUUCAGGUGUGUAAAUGAUGGCAUCAGAGGGGGAGCAGCUGUGUCUGAACAUCAGCAGCAGUUUUCCUUCCUUAUCGUCACCCAGGAGGAAACCCUUGACUGCUCAGCAGAGAUGGGCCAUGGUAAGAAGAACCACCUUUUAUUAUUGUUGUUUUAAAGCUGGACGUCAUUAACACUCAUGGUUAAUGAAAAACAACAAUCAGCAUGUGAAAAGGUAGAUUUUAUUUGUCUGUUUGAUCCUCCAGAAGAAGCAGCGAGCAGGGAAGAGGAAAUCCAGCUCCACAGAGGAGGAGCAGAAGAAGGGAGGCUCCUUCAAACAGAGGAGACUGCAGCUCAGUGACACAGCAGAGGAAGAAGAGGAGAAGGGGAAGAAGGAUGCACAUGCUCAGGUAAACGCUGCUCACACCUGUCGCACCUAAAAUCAGUUCUGAAGCUCCAGACUACACUGCUGUGAAAGAGAACUGCAUGAUCAAGGAUCGUCUUGAUGAUUAUCUCUGCAUGUUUCAGUCUCCACCCACAGAGCAGACCAACAGGCCAACACCACAGAAGAAGAAAAAAGAGAGGGAGAGGAAGAAGGAUGGAGUGAAGGAGACAGGAAGGAGCAAUAUCAAGACUUCUUCUCUGUUCAAACACAACCCUGAGAUCCCAGAGAUCCACAGGUCCGCAGCUCCUGCUCUGAAUGGCUUCUAAGAUUCUGACAAUGACUGGCACUGCUAGAUUUUAUUGGCCAGUAAUUAAUCAAAUUUCCUCUUUACUCCCUUUUCUUUUUGCUGUUUUUUAUUUCUUUUCUACGUUCUUUUCUUCACUCUCAACCUAUCCUCCUUUGUUUUGACUUCCUCUCCUCCCUUACGUCCGGAUUCAGACCUGCUGUCUCUCAGAUAAAAGAGAAGAUUUUCACCAGUGACUCAUUUUCAGACCUGGACCUGCACCCACACCUGGUAACACACAAACACACUCUCACACAUUCAUUCUGUUACGCUAAGUUAGCUUGCUUUGAUUAGCUGCAUUUACAAUUUGAUAUUCUAAUCUGUCCAGUAAUUCUAUGUAUGUGAAUCUUUAAGAUUCCUGAUGGCUGGUUUCUGUUUUCCAGGUGGCAACCCUCAAUAAAGUCCUGAAUGUUUCCACGGUGACUAGGUGAGUUUGUACACUUAAGUGGGGAUUCCUUAAAAUGGAUUGCAGCCACUGAAACCAUCAAAGCUUAUAAAUUUUUGCAGCUAUGUGCAGUUGUUGUUUUUCAUCAAACUGUGGAGUCGAGCUGUCUGCAUCUCUUCUCUCUGCUGCAUGGAGCUGCACUGUGCACUCUUAUCUUCUUAUCUGAAGUUCAAAUCUGAACUUGUACAAAUGAUAAGGUCAGGGUUUGCACACUAGUGAGAAACCUUGAAAAGUCAUAGAAUUCGAAAAUAACAUUUCUAGGCCUUUGGAUUUGUGGGAAAAUGGUUUGAACAGGGUUAUCCCUGAUUAGCACAGCGGCUCAGACCAUCUCCCCACAUUUGGUCGUGUCACAGACCUUGGUUGGACUUCAAAACAACUUUCUUCAAGACAGUCUCGCUGCAGACCUCCACUGAGGGGACCCACCUUCACUGAGGAAGUUGUUUGAAGCCUUUCAAAAUAAAAGCAAAUAUACCAGGAGUACAUUUCUUUUUUAUGUCCUAACUUGAUUUAAAGCCUUUAAACUAAAAAGUGAUUACACCGGGGAGUACGUAGUUUUAUCUUGUGUGAAUAUAUAUUUUAUUCUUGGGGCUUUAUUUUUUGUAUAUAAUGUUAAUAUGUUUUUUUGUGUAUUUAUGAGUUCAACAAAGACAAAAUACAAAACGGGAUGACCAUGUCAAACAAACUGGAGCACCUGAGAAAAAAACGUCACCUUGGGUCCUUUUAAGUAGUGUGGGUCCUCUCAGUGGAGGUGGGUCCUCUUAGUGGAGGCCUGCAGCCAGACCCCUCUCAUUUUCUUUUUUCUUACAGUGUUUGUUUGUGUGUUUUUUCAGUGUGCAGAAGCAGACUAUUCCAGUUCUUCUGUCAGGACAAGACGCUGUAGUGCGAUCUCAGACAGGAUCAGGUGAGACACAUAUAUACCCUUGUUCUGGUCCUCCACCAGAGGAGAGCUCUGACAGCGUAGGCUUACGGCACAAUAUUGUGUCUGUUGAAAAUAUUAGUUUGUGGUGCAUUGCUUUAGUCUUUUAUUAUCUUAGUUGUUGUUGUGAAUUUUGUCUCUUUUUUUUGUGAAGCACAUAAAGUUGAGCCGAAUAGAGUAAUAAGCAAUGGGCUCUGUCUCUGCAGGUAAAACCCUGUCCUACGCCGUUCCUGUGGUUCAGAGUCUGCAGGUAGUCCAGCCGAAAAUCAGCAGGUCCGAUGGUCCUCUGGCGCUCGUCAUCGUUCCCACCAGAGAGGUUUGGUCUGAUCUUAGUUUCAUGUUAAAGGCAAAAAAGAUAAAUGAAAUGAUGACAAGCUCCUUUGAUUCUUGUCCAUCAGCUCGCCCAGCAGACAUUUCAGACCUUCCAGAAGCUUCUGAAGGUAAGAUGGAAAUAAUCAGAGCUCGAUGCAUCACAUUUGUUCUUUACGGAUUUUUACAUUCCCAGAAUAAUUAUAACCCCUUCCCCUUUCUAUCUCUCUCUGUAGCCAUUUACCUGGAUCGUCCCCGGUGUCCUGAUGGGAGGAGAGAAGAGGAAAGCAGAGAAGGCCAGGUACUGAUCCCUCUACUCACCUGUUCACUGUAAGCUUCACCACUUCUUUCUAUAUAUGCUCUUUGUUUGUUUCCAGUCCUCCUCCUCUUCUUCAUUUAACUUUCCUUCACCAUCAUUUUCCUACUCCAGUCCUUCACUUGCCCUUUUUUUUCUUCUUCUCCUCUCUUCCCCCCAUUCUGAGUGUUUGUCGUCUCUCCAGGUUGCGGAAAGGUAUCAACAUCCUGGUCUCCACUCCCGGGCGUCUGGUGGAUCACAUUAAAAACACGCUGAGCAUCGCCUUCAGUGCUGUUCGCUGGCUCAUCCUAGACGAGGCCGAUCGGUAACUACCAGCUCUGUGACUAAAAACACUUUUAAGCCUCGUACAAAUGUUUUCUCUGAUCAACUGUGUAAAUAUAGUUGGAUAACCAACAGGAUGAGGCAUGGUCUAAGUUUGUUUUUGUAUUUUCCAAACCAUGAGUACAGUAAUAUGGGUUCUUAAGUCCAAACUUUUAAAAACUGGAAUGCAACAAAUUGCUGGUCAGCUGCUUCCUUGGAUGAGUUUGUUGAAACUGAUAUCUAAAGAGAUCUACUUAUGAAACUUUACACAGAUGUAAGUUUGUAAACUACACAAAAGGUGCCCAUAUUUAAAAAAAAAAAAAGGUUAACGUGAAGUUGUACUCAGUGAUAAGCAUUUUUCUUGACAGUCAUUCGUGUGAGUUUUGAGAGAGACUUUGUUGUUGCUGUUUCUGAUACUCAUAAUUUGAGCCAGAGGAUGCAUGUCAAACUGAAACCAAAGAGGACCAAGAAAAAAAGCCUUGGGGAAUUCCCAUUUCUGUUUCAUUAUUUACAUUUAAACAGAGUGCAGAUGGUUAAGAGUGUUUUAAUUUUAGCAAGUAGACAGGGUUUAAAUGCUGUUAAAAGUUUACAAAAUGAGAUAAUUCAAAAAGAGACUGUGUUUAAUAAAUAUGUAAAUAGUUAAAACAAUAGAUGCUAACAUUAAAAAACCUGAAUGAAAACAGCAGCACGCACUCUAGUUCUUCAUUUUCGCCAACAGCACUGAUGAUAAUCAAGGACUGGUGAUUGUUUUGACCACUUAUGGCCUCUAUUGCAGAGACUUUUUUUGCUUGUGUCUUAGCCUGUAAACUAUUUUUUUGUGGCUUUUUAGAUCAGUUCAAGCGCUGUGCUGGUACUUAACCCUUUGUAUCCAAAAAUGCCCUCACUUUGUUGUUGCUGUUAUUCAUAUUUUGAGUUUAAGAAGACAAGUUGUAAUGAAACCAAAGAGGGCCAAGAAUAGAGCCUUGAGGAACUCUGUUUCCAUUGUUAUUCACUUUUGAACAGAGUGCAGACAGUUAAGAGCAUAUUGGAAAUUGUAGCCAGGUGAAACCGUUACUAUAAGUUGCAUUACAGGCUGACAUUAACUCACAACUUCAUCAGGUUUUUGGGCUCUUGUAUCAGUUCCAGUUAGGUUUUUGCACUCAAUGGCAUCUUGUUAGAGAGUUUCGCAUGUUGCUGGGGAUUCAGAACUGUCAUGACCAUCAUUUCACCUAUCUAUGUACCUGUGUGUGUGUUUACAGGACACUGGACCUGGGUUUUGAGAAGGAUCUGACUGUCAUUUUAAACAGUCUGAACUCUACAGGACCGAGCAGACAGAACGUCCUCCUCUCUGCUACACUGACAAGUGGUGAGUGGAUCAAUGAAGAGUUUUUAUUUAAACACAGAUGUUGGAUUUUGUUGAGCCAGAACAAACUAUGAUUGGUGAAACUUUCCUCUGUGUUUCAGGUGUGACUAGGUUAGCAGAUAUUUGUCUGAACAACCCUGUCAGCAUCCACAUCUCUGGCCCUGCUUCCUCUGACCUCACAGCCCCUUCCUCUGACCUCAGCACAGCCAGCCAAUCAGAGAGUUUUGCCAUGCCAGAGGCUCUGAAACAGUUUGUGGUGAUGGUUCCCAGUAAGAUCAGACUGGUUUGUUUGGCUGCUUUCAUACUGGACAAAUGCAAGGUAAACAAAGAGAAGAUCCAUUUUAAAUGCAUUUCAUCCAUAUGAAUUUAGACAAGACCCUAUCAAACAAAAAAUAAUGUUUGAAGUUGAAUGUUUCAGCCAUAAACCAUCAUCCACUGUCUUUUUUUUGGUCCUACAGUUUUCUCAGAACAACAAACUCAUCAUUUUUGUCUCGAGCUGUGAAGCCGUUGAGUUCCUCUACUCUCUCUUCACCUCUGUCCUCUCUGGGCCCUCGACCAAUCAGAAGCCUCGGCUCAGCUUCACACGUCUUCAUGGUAACAUGAAGCAGGAGGUGAGGCUUUGCUGUCGAAUGUGAAAUGCUAGACAGGAACAGGUGGUGUCUGGAGUGGCUCUGAUAGAGAAGCACCUCCACAAGAGUAAGCUCCCAGCCAAAGCUCUGCUCUUCAUCUCUCCAUGCUCGUGAUUGGUGUGUGCUUGUUUCUCCUGCAGGAGCGCUCUGAAGUCUUUCAGGAGUUUUCAGCGUCUAAAUCUGGAGUCCUGUUCUGCACGGUCAGUUUUCCUGUUUCUGUGCUGUACGAUGAGUGUUGUAAUGAUGAUGUAAUGAUUAAAAAUUGAAAACAUGUGUUGCAGGAUGUUGCAGCCAGAGGUCUGGACCUUCCUCAGGUUACCUGGAUCAUUCAGGUAUGAAGUUUUAGCUCCUCCUCUUUCAACCAUCAGUGUGACAAAUCUCCUUUUUGAUUGUAAGCAGUGUUUGAAAAGAGAAGUCCUACUAGAGGUUCAUCAGGUUUAUGAGAAAAUAGGCCAUCUUUUGACUUGAUGGAUUGAGUCUGUGAACGUUUUCCUUCUGACUUUACAGCCUCUUUUGCUAGUUUAAAGAUUUUUUUCAUCCAACUUGUAACAAAACAAGCUUAAAACUAGCAAAAAGAAAGCAAACGUGUGUGUGUGUGUGUGUGUUUGUGUGUGUCUGCAGUAUACCCCUCCAACAUCAGCAGCUGAGUACGUUCACCGUGUCGGUCGGACAGCUCGUAUUGGAGGAAGUGGAAGCAGCCUCCUGUUUCUCACUCCUGCUGAGACCGCCUUCAUCGCUGAGCUAGCCAAUCACAACAUCAGGUCUGUACACUAACAGCUAUAUCAUCCAAUCUCAACCCCAGACACACAAAGUAGAGCCACAAAGGUGAAAUUUGAUGUGUGUUCACCUCUGUGUUUUGACUGUGUGGAUGGGUCUUGUUGUGUUUUAGCCUAUCAGAGAUGAAACUGUUGGACAUCCUCUCCUGUUUGAUGCUGGAUGACACCUACAAAGGACGAGGCAAAUAUCACAGCAAGGUAAAAAAAAAAAACCUCUACACCUGGGAUUCUAACUUGUUUCAAUGGUCCUGAGAUCUUAGCUGGGGUCCUCAGCUGAGUCACGCAAACUCCAAGGCUUUUCCAGAAUUUCAUCCUUGUAUAUUAGGGUCUUUUUGGGUUCCUGGCCGUUCUUGGAUGUUUUAAAGGAGUUCAAGUUGUCAGAGGGGUUUCAAAGGAUUUCACUUUAAAACAGACUCCCAAAUGGUUCAGAUGACUUGUGACAAUAAGUCAAGUAAAAUGUCAGUGAAGAACUUAAAGCCAGUUUGAGUUUGAGCCAACACUUGUUGGCCAAGCGUAAAAAAUACAACAGAAAACAAAUAAAACAGAAUUGAAAAACAUAGAAAAUAAGUAGAAUAGAGAAAAUAAUGGUGGAAUAAAAGAAUACAGUGGAAAAAAGAAUAGAAAAGAAAAAUAUGAUAGAAUAAACAUGUUUUAGAAUUGUAAAAAAUUAAAUGUGAUAAAACACAAAAAUGUAUUACUAUAUAUUAAAGCUUAAAAUGGAACAGAAUAGAAUAGAAAAAUAAAAGGAUAGAAUGAUAUUGAAUGGAAUGAACAAUUUUAGUCGAACUGAAAUAAAAGAAUAAAUUUUAAAGUAGUUGGAUAGAAUACAACAUAACAGAGUAAAACAUUGAAGUAUUGUUUUGGGGGUUAAUUUUUUUUUUUUCAGGGUGAAGUCAAUAAAACUUUUGUUUAACUGGUGUUGUUUGAUUAUAAAGAUAAGCUCUCAUUAAGUUUAGAAUUAAAAUAUCUGCACUCACUUAAAAAUCUACAGUGAUUCAACAAAAAUACCUUUUUGGCUCUUAGAGGGUUUUAAAAAAGUUUUUAGAGGUGUUCAGGGGAGAGCUCAGUUUUUUGGUGUGUUGGUGUUUUGUAGAGGUCAGCUUUCUUUACGGGUUUCCUGUGAUUUCGGGGGUUCUGGGGUGUUACAGCGGGUCAGGAUUCUGCUAGACUCCUCUGAUAGUCUGAACUAACAAACAGCAGAGGCUCAGACUGUGAAACCACCUGCUGUUUCUCUGAUGAUGACAAGGUUUUUUUUGUAUCACUUGUUUCUAAAACCCCUGAACGUGCCAGUGUCAGACUGGAGAGCUCCACAAAGACUCAGUAAAAAGACUUGCGGUGACGGUAAAAGCAGCGGGGGGACGUGUUUGUGAAGGAUUGGUUCAGACACUUUCAUUGAAGCUCUUUCUAAAGGAACCUGAUGUGAGCCCUGCUGCAGGUUCAAACAGGAGAAAACUGCAGGUUCAGGCUUCAGUUUGUGUUUGUGAUGAUCUGAUGUUUGUGUCCCGUCAGCACAGAUUUAAGCUGCUGACUCUGGGACAUCAUCACACUGAUUUAGAUUUAACCUUUAUUUAAACACAUCCAUCUGUUGAACAUUUAUCAUACGCACAGCUUUAAACACAAACAGCUGCUCAGCGUCCUCAAAAUGAUCAGCUGGAGAGUCAGGGCACUCUUCCCUCUCAGUGGUACCUCUGUAACACUGUCAUCCCGCCUCACUGAACACUUUCCAUGAUGUCUCUGGAGCGCUGCUCAAACUCCUGUGAGGAAUUUCUAAAUACAGUGAAACUGACCGAAAUGAAUACUUGGACCUUUUAAUGGCCCAAACAGUCGAAGGUUUAUCCUGAAAUAAAUGUUAGACAUUGAAAAGUCAGCAGAGAGAACGAAGUAGACACAUGUACAGGACAAGAUCAGACCCUCUUUUAUUCCAGAUGGGUUGCCACAUUUGACGCAGUAUGAAAGCCACUCACCAGAGCUUUAAUAUAGGAAGAUAGAUAAAUUCAUUUCUUUCUUUCCAUUUAUUGUUUUUUUCUGUUUUUUUCUUACCCCCUUUAUUUAACCAUUUACCUCUCUAUCUAUCUCCUUCUGUCUGUCUUUUUCCCCAUUUUCUGUCUUUUUUCCUAAAUUCAUUUUAGUUCUUGUCAUCUUUUUAUGAUUUCUUUCUUGUAUUCUGUCACUCAUUUUAUUCUCUUCUCCUUUUAUUUUUUCAACAUUUAUAAUUUCUCCAUAUUUUUCUCUUUUCGUUUUUUUCUUUUUUUAUUCUUUUUCCUUUGCAUUUUUCUUCUUUUACUUUUUAAUUCUUCAUUUUUUGUCAGUUUUUAUUUUUUCCCUUUCUGCUUUUUUAUGAUGGUCUUCUUUUUUCACUUAUUGCCCCCCCCCCCCAGAGUUCAUCUAAAGCUCUGGAGCAGGAGACCAGAGAGCGAGCGACGGUUCUGCAGACAGAGUUUGAAAACUUUGUUCACUCUGACAUUCACUCGGUGCAGAAUGCAAAGAAAGGUGAGUUCAGGCUUCAGGUGUAUCUGGGAGUCCUUAUUCAUCUACAUACCUAUGUACCAUCAUUAUUCACACCUGUCCCUGUGAUGUCAUCAGCACUGCAGUCCUUCCUGCGAGCAUACACCACCUACCCCGCACACCUCAAACAUGUCUUCCACAUCCGCUCUCUCCACCUGGGACACACCGCAAAGAGCUUCGGCCUACGAGACGCUCCACAGGGCCUGAGCGCCGUCACGGGCCCCUCUAAGGGCCCUGGGACCAAGAACCAGCACCUGAACAAGUACCAGAAGAAGAACCAGGCCAGGAGUCCAGUCAAAAACCAGAAUAAAGGACAGAGCAGAGCUGGAGAGAAGAGGUGAGAGUGAUGGAGAACGCUGUGCAGUUUUACCUGCAGAUUAAAGGUGUUUCUGAGGAGGGUGGGCUCUUCAUACAGUGUCCUGUAUUAAGUUUAGGUUCUAUUCAAAAUAUGCUUUAAUUUUAAACAGAUUUUCAUACACUCACUGACCUGACCCUCAUUUCUAAAGCUGAGCUGUAAAAUUAGAACAUACCUACUGAUGUAUAAAUACACAUACUGUAUAUGGGUGUGCACACACUCUGCCGUGUGUGUAUGUCUGACACAUGUGAGUGCUCAUUAACACACACCUUCUACUGAGGGGUCUGAAAGUAACACACACAUUAAAACACACACUCUUAUCCAUAAUUAAAGCUGCUCUCUGCAGACAUGCUCAUGUUUACUGUUUGUGUGUAUUUAUGUUUGUGUAGGUGUGUGUUUGUUGUUGUUAUUAACAGCUGCUCCUCACAGCAGGCUUGUCCGGACAUGGUCCUACCACACACACACACACACACUCUGACUGUCCUCACAGCUUGUACAGUUUGUGCACACGGUCAACAGAGACAUAAUUACAGGUCUGUGUUUAUGUCCAGUCUCAUCAGUAUCCCACAAUCCUUUGGGUUAGCUGUGUGAUAGUGCGUUCAGGUGUUAAGUUAAUUCAAGGCAGAGGGAGCUCAUGUUUGAGAUGUGGAUGUCAUAAAUAGCACGCUAACUGUAUAACCCUGUUUUUUUAAACUCACCUUUAUAAGGAGGGACUGUGAUUUCACCUCCUCUUCUUCUUCAGCUGUAAAGAAACGUUUCUGUUUCCACUCUCCUCAGUUUUUCUCCCGGUCAGAGGGAGCUCAGUUUGUUUCGCUCCGAGUUCUCCAGCGGGAUGGAGGGAGGAGACGCCAAGAAGAAGAAAAAGAGAAAGAAGAAGAAAUUUGGUCAGCCAGGAGAAGAAGAAGAGGAGGAGAAAUGAGGAGGUGAAGCAGCUGCAGAGAAACAUAACUGAAAGGCUGACACUGCUGGUCACGCUGUUCAAAAAGAUCACAGUGAUCCUUAUGCAGGGAGGUUUCCAGGCUUACAAACAGGGGGGCUGAGUCCUGGAAAACCCUGAAAAAGUCAUGGAAAAGUUUUGACGUGAGGGUUGAGAGCUUGUGAUUGGUUGAAAGUUAGUCUCCUUCCUUUGACUUGGUUUUUUAUGGUGAUUAAAACCAAGUCAAAGACUUCCCUGAUGAGAAAUCCAACAUUCGUACACACGGCUCGCUGGCUUUAACAGUUCACUUCAAAGCAUUUUGAAAACUCUCCAAAAACAGUCACAUAAAUAUGAUGAAAUUAUGAUUAUCUUUAAAAAAAAUCUAAAGAGCUGUUUCAAUAUUUUGUAGCUGCUAAAAUGUGAAUCCUGACUCCUGUCUUAUCUGUCAUAAACAACAAUGUUUCAGUUUUUAUUGUUGUUAACAUCUGUGUGAUAUUUAUGAAUGAAAAACAUAUUUUUACAGCUCAGUGAGUUUGUUGAAGCAGUAAAAAUAAAAGCGUUUUAUAUUUCUCUUA